Messenger RNA from Micropterus salmoides (largemouth bass), 1832 nucleotides. Its product is annotated as tubulin epsilon and delta complex protein 2. Bases 242 to 1573 code for a protein of 443 amino acids. NCBI's taxonomy places the organism in Eukaryota, Metazoa, Chordata, Actinopteri, Centrarchiformes, Centrarchidae. The transcript has 9 exons. The record is from RefSeq and is a predicted model, not a curated record.
AAUGUGACUUCCGCAUCCGUUUAGUCCGGUUUCGCGGGUCAGCACGAAAAAGCUAUCGUUGUACUUACGGAAAGAUGUCAACCUACGAGCCAUUCCCUAUGGCCAUUACGCACAUUUUCUGUAAACUUAUGGCAAUGUUAAUUCGCGGUCUUAAAAUAUAGUAUAACAAUCGGUUAUUCGUGUUUCGUGUUGUCAAGGCAGAAUAUUAAAAUCACCACACUGCGACAUCCAGACAACAAGCAUGUCUCUGCUGUCCGUGGUUGAGCGAGCUAUCGAGACGUCCAAAGCUGAACAAGCUGAGAUAAAUGCCAGUAUUCAACUCUACAGAGACAUAUUGCAGACCUUAACACCACAACCAAAGACUGUCUUUGAGGAGUCAGAAUGUGCAGAUGAUCCUGCUGCAGACACCGAUACCUCACCAGGGGAGAAAGAAGAUAUAGAAUUGCUUGAGCGAGCCCUUGAGAAAGCCCUUCGGAUCCGCACUGGGACAGGAGUUUCUAAAAAAGACCAUGACAGAAACAAAAAAUCUGCACCUCAAAAGGAACCAGCCACUACAGUCGUUGAAUUCAAAGAGGGAAUGCAGGCAUCUGCUUCUAAAGCAAAUCAGACCACAAAGAGAUCAACCUCUAAAUCUGCCGGUAUUGACAAAAAAGAGCACAAAAAGCCUGGUGCGUCAGUAUCCUCCAUGCUGGGCCCAAAAUCUGCAGCUGGCUACCAUUCAGAACAGAGCAAAACCAUAAUUAAUAGAAACAUAAGUGGCAAAGCUGCAGCUUUCUCCACACCUUCUUUAAAUAACACAGUCCCUGUUUCACAUUCCGAGGUGUCUGGAGUUCACAGUGUACCUCGCAAGAAUGGGGUAGCUUCUGAUCAAACAGCAAAAUGGAAAUCUCUAAGGAGCAAGCAAAACAGGUUAUGGGAAAAAGUUGUUGCCCUACAAAGGAAACCUGUGCCUGGGAGGAGUCACUUCAUGGAGAGAAUGAGAGCUACGUUCCCCAAGGAUUGGCCUUGUGGCAGCCCUGAUAAGACCAGGGCUCUGGUCGACAGACUGACUCGCCAAGGGCGUGACCUCACCCAGCACUACCAGAUGAAGGAGCUUCUGGCCAAACAGACCCCAGAAGCAGCCACACAGCUGGUGGGUAAGGAAAACAAGCAUGAUUCCUGUCUGACACUUGAAAGGCUGCAGAUGACAGCAGCAGUGCUCCACGACUUUGCAGACCGAGUGACAAAAGAGUGGGAAGCAUGGGAUCGAUGGAGGCCAGAGGGAGGUUGUCUUUGCCCGACUGGGGCAAAUGGUGUGUGUGGAGAUGGGCUGAUUACACCCCUGCCCCUUACUAUAACCUACACAACAGAGGCAGAGCUCCGGGAGCUAGAGAAGCUGAGGAUGAGGGUGGCACUGCUACAGCAGGAGAUUUACCUAGAGCAGGCUCUGUUGGACACACUGUCCCCUCAGCUAUCGUCCAUAGUACCUGGGCCUGGAUGUCCCAGUGUUGGUGUGCUGAGAGACAUGUACUCCCUGCUGGGGGAAGGAGGGGAGCGUUUCCCUGCCAUCGUCCUGGACACUGAGCCUGACUGACUACAGAGCAUAUUUCACUGAGUUUCCAGUUUAUAAAGUAUUCUGUCCACCUCCAUUUACACACAUAAAAUAAAUAAAAUAUUAGAAAGACCUCUCAGUAUAAUGCAAUCCAGUGAAACACCAGCUGACUCAUAUGCUUCUGACACUGUCAAUAAAAGUAGAACAUUAUGAAGUUCACAAAAACAAGAUUAAUUGAAGGACCAUUGUAUGGAAUUGCUUUAGGUUUACCUAAUAAACUGGUAAGUCGGAUUGUGAACUA